AUAAAAGGAAAUUUAAUAUAAACUAUGUUUAGACAGGGUUAUUUAGCUAUCAAUUUUUCUACGGAAUUUUAAUUCUGUACAGCAUGCGCAUACUGACAAUUUUUACUUUCUACAUUUUAUGUUCACAUCGGAUCGAUUUCGCUAAUUCAUGGUUAAGAACGGUUCGCCGUUCUUUUAAUUACGAAAUCGGAACACUUGACGACGGAAAUAGAGGAAGCAUAUAGCAUAAAUAUAGCUUUCCAUUAUAUUAAAGGAUUUUGCAAGAGUUUUGAGAAUUGAAAAACAAAGUAAACAUGGUUUGCAUUCCAUGCAUAAUAGCUCCUGUACUUUUAUUCAUUUGGUAUAAAUUCAUUCAACCAGUUGUUCUUAAAAUCUGGAAUCCAUGGGCUCCUAAACAAAGUAUUAAAAGCUCUGCUGAAAAAAAUGGACAUACCGAUAAGACAACAGCUUGCCCGUUUUCAAGUAAAAAAGAAGGUUGCCAAUCAACUGGGAAUUGUCAGGGAUUUCUGGGAGGUCAGGUCGUUGAAGAUUCGUGUGAAAAAGUGCCAGUUGAUAAAAAAAUAGACUGAUAACUAUCAUUCCAUUUUAAAUUGCUGUUAAGCUAAACAAUUAUUUAUUCUUGUCAUUGUAACUUUAUAUAUAAAUACAGACAGUUCUAUUUGUAUUGUAACUGUAUACAAUUUCAGCUUUUUAUUUCAAUAUCUGUUCAAAAUGUAAGCAUACACAUUCCCACUUAUGAAUAAAGUAUGUUUUGCAUCAAA
This is a messenger RNA of Argiope bruennichi, 761 nucleotides long. Its product is annotated as UPF0729 protein AAEL015238-like. Bases 294 to 569 code for a protein of 91 amino acids. NCBI's taxonomy places the organism in Eukaryota, Metazoa, Arthropoda, Arachnida, Araneae, Araneidae. The record is from RefSeq and is a predicted model, not a curated record. The transcript is spliced from 4 exons.